This is a messenger RNA of Crotalus tigris (Tiger rattlesnake), 6125 nucleotides long. RefSeq names its product YES proto-oncogene 1, Src family tyrosine kinase (gene YES1). The record is from RefSeq and is a predicted model, not a curated record. Bases 572 to 2197 code for a protein of 541 amino acids. NCBI's taxonomy places the organism in Eukaryota, Metazoa, Chordata, Lepidosauria, Squamata, Viperidae. Gene Ontology annotation, biological process: protein phosphorylation; innate immune response; cell differentiation. The transcript is spliced from 12 exons. Gene Ontology annotation, molecular function: non-membrane spanning protein tyrosine kinase activity; signaling receptor binding; ATP binding. Gene Ontology annotation, cellular component: extrinsic component of cytoplasmic side of plasma membrane.
UGGUCGUUGGCGAGAUCCGCCAAACUGAAGCUACGAAAGUAGGAGCUGCCUCCGCUGCGCCGGGAGAGUCGGAGUUGCUUCUCAGCAACAGCUGCUGCCGCCACGACCGCCUCCCGCUCGUCUCUCUCUCUCUCUCUCCCCCCUCUCCUCUCCUCGGGUCUCCGGCGGCCGCCAUGUUAGGUCGGAAUGAUGAACUGGGGCUGCAUUGAAGGGGACCCAACGCCUCGUCGCCCGCCUCCUGGUGCGUGUGGAAAGGCGAGCAUCCCGGCUCCUCCCUCUCCUCUCGGCCUGGGCUUGCGGUACGGCCUCUGGAAGCGACGGUUGGGCUCGCCGUUUCCCUGGGAGUCCCUGGCCGGAGGCUAUGGGGCGGUUGUGGCAGGGCUGAGCACGUCGGACUGUACCUGAGCGGAGGAGGAGUAGCAGCGACGCGGGUCUCCCCAGCAGCGAGACUGCCGCCGGACCAGCUUCUCUCGUCCUGAAGCGGAAGCGAGAGCGCCCUCUCCCCUGCAAAGAGGAGGCAGGGGGGCUUGGCGGUUUCCCCCGGAGUGGCCCACGGGCAGCAGAAAAUACCAUGGGGUGCAUUAAGAGCAAGGAAGAUAAAAGUCCUAGCAUGAAAUAUAGAACUGAGAAUACUCCGGAGACAAUUACCUCCCCUGCCAGCAAUUAUGGAUCUGAUUCAACCCAAGCUAAUCAGUCACCUGCAGUAAAAGGACCAUCAGUUAAUUUUAAUAGCCAUUCCAUGACUCCUUUUGGUGGGUCAUCUGGUAUGACACCUUUCGGAGGAGCAUCUUCUUCAUUUUCUCCAGUGCCAUGUCCAUAUCCUAGUAGUCUAACAGGGGGUGUUACUGUUUUUGUGGCUUUGUACGAUUAUGAAGCAAGAACUAGAGAUGAUCUUUCAUUCAAGAAGGGGGAACGCUUUCAGAUAAUCAAUAAUACGGAAGGAGAUUGGUGGGAAGCAAGAUCUAUUGCAACAGGAAAGAGUGGCUACAUUCCUAGCAAUUAUGUGGCUCCUGCAGAUUCCAUACAAGCAGAAGAAUGGUAUUUUGGUAAAAUGGGCAGGAAAGAUGCAGAAAGAUUACUUUUAAAUCCUGGGAAUCAGCGUGGUAUCUUUUUAGUCAGAGAGAGUGAAACUACAAAAGGUGCUUAUUCCCUUUCUAUACGUGACUGGGAUGAGAUUAGAGGUGAUAAUGUGAAACACUAUAAAAUUAGAAAACUUGACAAUGGUGGAUAUUAUAUAACAACAAGAGCACAAUUUGAAUCUUUACAAAAGCUGGUCAAACACUAUACAGAUCAUGCUGAUGGCCUGUGCCAUAAAUUAACAACUGUGUGUCCAACUGUGAAACCUCAGACACAGGGUUUAGCAAAGGACGCCUGGGAAAUCCCUAGAGAAUCCUUGCGGCUAGAAGUUAAGUUGGGCCAAGGAUGCUUUGGUGAAGUUUGGAUGGGUACAUGGAACGGAACAACAAAAGUUGCAAUCAAAACUCUAAAACCUGGUACAAUGAUGCCAGAAGCUUUCUUACAAGAAGCUCAGAUCAUGAAGAAAUUAAGGCAUGAUAAACUUGUUCCACUUUAUGCUGUAGUGUCUGAGGAGCCUAUCUACAUUGUCACUGAAUUCAUGACAAAAGGAAGCUUACUAGAUUUUCUCAAGGAAGGAGAAGGGAAAUAUUUAAAGCUUCCCCAACUGGUGGAUAUGGCUGCCCAGAUUGCUGAUGGCAUGGCAUACAUUGAAAGAAUGAAUUACAUUCAUAGAGAUCUUCGAGCAGCUAAUAUCCUUGUAGGGGAUAAUCUGGUGUGCAAAAUUGCUGAUUUUGGAUUAGCAAGAUUAAUAGAAGACAAUGAGUACACUGCUAGACAAGGGGCCAAAUUCCCAAUUAAAUGGACAGCACCUGAGGCUGCACUAUAUGGUCGGUUUACAAUUAAAUCUGAUGUCUGGUCAUUUGGAAUUUUGUUGACAGAGCUUGUAACAAAGGGACGUGUGCCAUAUCCAGGAAUGGUCAAUCGGGAAGUUUUAGAACAAGUGGAACGUGGAUAUAGAAUGCCUUGUCCUCAGGGAUGCCCAGAAUCUCUUCAUGAAUUAAUGAAACUCUGUUGGAAGAAAGAUCCCGAUGAAAGGCCAACAUUUGAAUAUAUUCAGUCUUUCUUAGAAGAUUAUUUUACUGCUACGGAACCACAGUACCAGCCUGGAGACAAUUUAUAAAUUGAUGGCUUACAUCCCAUGCACAAAUAUGCCAAAUGUAGAGUACUUUUUUUUUAAAAUUUCUUGCUAAUUGGAAGAACUCAAAAGAAAGCAAAUUGCAAUUUGCAUGCUCUUUUUAGCUGGCAAACUGGAAUUCUGAAAUAUGGUUGCACAAAACCACUUUUUAAAGUGUUAUACCUGUAUAUAAAUGUAUCAAUGACACAUUUUUCUCCCAUAUUAUAUCAGGGUCCAAAAAAAAAAAUACACUGAAAAAAUGGGUGGUAAAAUUAGCAUUGCUAUAACAGUGGAGCUGCUGUUUCUUUUUCUUCUAACUUUUAGGUCAUUAUUAAAGGCAACAUCAGCUAUUUAAAUAAACCUGUAAAUGAAAAUGGUCAAAGGAUAACAAAAUAGUUUAUGGGACCAACAAUUCUAUGUUAGUAUUAAGAGGGCUUUAAAUACAAGGUUUUCUUCUAGGCGCAGGGGUCCUCAACCUUGGCGACUUUACAAGUCCACAAGCCUUAAAGUCGCCAAGGUUGAGGACCCCUGCGUCUAGAGGCUCAUUUCCUAUUGAUCUAGCUAGGGUAGCUCUCAGCAGAUGGUAGCACUUGACCAACCUUCUCUGAAUUCAGAAGGUAGACGUGGUUAGUUCUUGGAAAAGUUUCAGGAACACUGUAGCUAUAGACUAGGUUGGAAAACGGGAAAAAUAUGGAUGAAGGAAAUGGAAAGGAAAAAAAAUUAACUCUGUAUUGUUCCCCAAAAAACUACAUGUAUGCGAAGUCACCAGGAGUCAACUUCAAAGAAAAUUUAAUUUUAAAGCAAGUAAUUUAUGAUACACUUGAUUAAAUACUAGACCUCAAUAAUGGAACUGAAAAGCAUGUUGCACUGUGCUGAAACUUUAUAUUAAUAAAUCAUAACUGGAAAGUAGCAUAUUUUAUUUCCUACAUAGUACAAUUAAGAAUGAAGUUAACUUCAUAAACCAUUAACUCAUUUUGUAAUUAAGUUACUAGAGUACAAUGUUAAACCUGAAACUGCAGAAUGCAAUAGAGGUUAAAGAUAACAUCUUAACCUUCAAGAUGUAGUGUUUCAAAGUUCCAAUUUCCAGUGAAACAUAUCCCAGUUUUUUAUAUAUAUUUAGAAGACACAUCUGAAAAAGGAAGUAAAGUGGCAAAUGCUUAUGAAGACUCAUCAAUUAAAAUGUUCAGGGAUUCACUAGAUUGCACAGCUUCUCUGUCAAAGCAUUUAUGAAAAACACUGUUUAAGAUCUGAGAGCCCAUCAAUGGAUCAGAUCUAGAUAUGAACCUCAAUGAAUGAAAUGAACUUCUAUGUGGGGAGACAUAGCCCCUCAUACUAUUCUGGAACAUCUUCCAACCCCCACAGCAUACUUUGACAGAGGUAAAGAAUGGAGGGAUUGAUGUGAAUUGUUUUCCCAUUUCUGCAGUUCACAGAGUUGUCAGAAUUCUGGAUUUAGCCCAACAUUGUAAGUGUUGGGAUAAUGAUACUGGACAGUAGCCCAACUUUCUAAUAAUACAGAGUGAUUCCCAGUCAACUAGACAAUAAAUGGUUGCAUAACGAUUCCUAAAACUCUUUACAAAACCAUCAGAUCAAAAAUAAGAGUGGGCUGAAUCCAUCUUCUUGUGAAGAGUUAGAUUUUUCGUAACCAUUAUGUAUAGCUUUAAGCUAUACCAAUAGACUGAGCACCUAAGCCAAAUUCAACUAAUGAUAUUAAAACUGCACAUAUACACUACUUGCAAGUAUACUGGGGAGUAGGAGCUAUCAUAACCUCUUAUCAUAUCAAGCAAUAAAAUCCUCUUGGCAUUUUAGAAUUUUCCACUCGAAACAAAUGUUGCACUUCAAAGCUUUUCUGUGAAAAUGAUAAUUACUGCUAUCAAAAAAACCGCCCAGAUUUUAUAUAAACUUAUAAAAUUGUGCAAUCAAGUGGCAUUUUCUUUUCUCGUUUAUACAUCCCAAAACUAUGAAAUUUUGAAAGGGCUAUGUAGCAAAUAAUACAGGAUUGUAAUUUCUUUUAUAUUCUGAAAUGGGUAGUGCAGUUGUGUUUAUUUAAUAAUGCAUAUGCCAGAAAACUAGUCUGGUGUUAUUUGGAUUUUAAUUAAAAUGCAACAAAUCAUUGUAACAAAUGUAUAAUACUGAAAUUAAAAAACAGAAAUUUAAUGAGUUUAUUGAAGAAAAAUAUGUAUUUUAAGCGUUAUACCUUCCAUGUUUGUUUUUCCUUAUUUUAUAGUGUAUUACCUCAAGAUUUUAAUGUGAGCAAAUAAUUCAACAAACACUUUUCUAUAUAUAGUAAUACAUGUAAAAGUGUGAUUAUUUUUAUAAAAUAUGAUGUUGAAUUUGUUUCACAAGAUUGCUUUUAAAGUUCUAAUUACAAAAUUAUUUUUUAAGAAAAUAACCUGAUAAGUUCCAAGUUGCUUUGAAAUGAAACAAUCCUAUCUAUACUACGUUUAAUUGACUAAAUGUAAUUAAUUCAGUGAGGCUUACAAGUUGACAUGCAUAGCACUGCUCUAUUUCUUUUUAUAUUUCUUGAUCUUUAUAGAAUAAUCUGAAGUAUGUUAUUUUAUUUGUAUUUGUUAGUAGAUUUCAACAGAAUACAUCAUCUUGAAGAGCCAUGAUUCACUUAUAAGAUUUUUUUUCUUGCCCUAAAAAUAUUAGAAUUUUUUUUAGUCCUUUCUCUGGAUAGGUUUGCAUAUCAAAAUAAGCCAAAGCAAGCAUACAUUAUUAUUAAAUGAUACUUAUGCUUCUUCUGUGAGUAUAAGCUAAGCAAAUCAAGAAACUUCUAUUAUUGAUACAAGCGCGGGAUCCCAAAUCAAGAAAUUGAACUCAGACAUUAUUCCUGAUUUGCAUUUUUAAAUUUUAAUUUUUCUUGAUUUGUUUAACUGGUAUCUAAUAGCAGAAGGAGCUAAGCCAGACAGUGUGCACGAGCACACUUGUUCUUUCACAGGAAGUCUCUUUCCACUGUAUGAAACUGGAAUGCUACUUCUUUAAAAUGCACUGUCAUCUUCCAUUAAAUAUUGGAAAACACUAACCAUUACAUGUGCAUAAGGCACUUUCUUAUAUUUGCUAACAUUGUAAAUGUGUGCAUAAGGCACUUUGUUACUUUAUAAACACAAUAGAUAUGCAUACAUCUCAUGGUCUCUGGGAUGAAGUAUCUCUGUUUAGAAAUUUUGGUGGAUACUGUACGAUGGGCCCUCAUAAAAAAAAUCAUGAAGUAUGUUUCCACAAUCUUGAAGACAAGUGAAGGCUAGGGAUGGGAAGGAGCUACUUAUAACAAUGUAAAGAUCUUGGAAUUUCUUCUUCCUGCGCUAUGUGAUUUGGUGGUUAACUGUUAAGAAAGUACUGUAUCCCCUUUUGUCUAAGUGGUAACUUUCCUACUAAAUUAAUUGUCCUUCGUUGGACAGGGAGCAAUAAGCACAAUUUCUACACAUUUUCAGUUAGAAACAAAGGGUGCCACGAUUUUCUGAUAGGGCUCCUAGUUUCAUUGGAUCUUUCAAUGGGAAAGUCCAGUAUAACCUCAAACUAUUUUUUGUGAAUUUUAUUCCAUGCCUCCUGCACAAUCUUAUUCUUUUGUCAAUACUGUACAGCAUGACCCAGCAUCUCCAGUAACACUAUUUUUAAAAAAGUAGAAUUACUAGAACAAUUUUCAGAAUAACAAAUGCAAAUUUAUUACAUUUUCAAUUCCUAUGUUUAUUGCAUUUUCAGCACUUCCUGUACUGUAAUCAUUGUUAAUCAGUUAAGAAUGAUUUUUAUAUUGUAUUGAAAACUAUUGUAUAACAUUUCUGAUAGAAACUGUAUUGCAAGCCUUGUGUAUCAGUUUUGUUGAAGCUACCUUGUGUGGUAACCUUUUAUUUUGUUUGGUUUUCCUAUCAUACUAUAUUGACAAGCUUAAAUAUUUUUAAUAUUUUAUUACUUUUGCAUAAUUAAACUUCCCAAAGCUUAA